AUGAUUAGUGUGGCCCCAGAAGUGCCACCUGUCAGUGGCCAUCAGUGCCAGCAGUCAGUGCUCAUCAGUGCCACGUGCCAGUGCCCAUCAGUGCCAAAUCACAGUGCCCAUCAAUGCCACAUAUCAGUGCCCAUCUGAGCUGCCUUUCAAUGUCACCCAUCAGUGCCAGUCAGUGCCACCUAUCAAUGCCAAUCAGUGCCACCUAUCAGUGCUGCCAAUCAGUGCCAGUCAGUGCCGCCUAUCAGUGCCAUCAGUGCCUCCUCAUCAGUGCCCAUCAGUGCCACUAUCAGUGUCCAUCAGUGCAGCCUAUCAGUGCCCAUCACUUAAGCCUCAUUAGCGCACAUCAGUGAAGGAGAAAAAUCACUUAUUUACAAAAUUGUAUAACAG
Molecule: messenger RNA, 387 nt
Organism: Staurois parvus
Lineage: Eukaryota; Metazoa; Chordata; Amphibia; Anura; Ranidae
Source: the annotation of a GenBank genome assembly